Messenger RNA from Panonychus citri (citrus red mite), 2552 nucleotides. Its product is annotated as solute carrier family 4 member 11-like. The coding region runs from base 162 to 2465 and encodes 767 amino acids. NCBI's taxonomy places the organism in Eukaryota, Metazoa, Arthropoda, Arachnida, Trombidiformes, Tetranychidae. The transcript is spliced from 10 exons. The record is from RefSeq and is a predicted model, not a curated record. Gene Ontology annotation, cellular component: plasma membrane; basolateral plasma membrane. Gene Ontology annotation, biological process: monoatomic anion transport; monoatomic ion homeostasis; transmembrane transport. Gene Ontology annotation, molecular function: solute:inorganic anion antiporter activity.
GCCUCCAACGAGCAAGCAAUUAACUCCAACAAUUUAGUCUUGAUAUUUAGCUUCAAUUUCAAUGGUGAACAGUUUAACUUUUUCUUGGUUCGUAUCAAAUCAAAUUGUGCCAGUCUUGGACUCUCUUAAUUGUAACAGUUAAUCACUAAUUGUUGAUUGUUAUGGAUAAUUAUUCAUCUCCCUUUGAUAGGGAAGUGAUUCUGGUUCAAAAUAAGACUGAAAAAGUUUCAUUGAAAAGCUUCAAGGAGGAAAUUAGAGCAACAAUUGAUGUUGAACGUUUAAUUACCGAAACUAAAAUUAUAUUAGAUGUUGAAGAGACUUCAGUUCAUCGUAUUCUAGAAGUUGGUUUAAUUAAGAUAAUUGGUCGAGCCUUUGAUGUUAAUCAAUUUAAAUCAACUCUUUGUAUCAGUGAAAAUGUUCCCAAAUUAAAGGAAACAUUUCAAAGUUUGACUUAUGAUGACAAUGGUUUCUUUGCCUACGAUCAAUCAUGGAUUUGUGUAACAGGAAGUUUACCUUUUUUGUCUCAACGAUUAACGGGAAUCAUUUGUUUGGCUAAUCCAGUUAAUUUCGGUGACAAUGCAGCCGAGAUACGAUUUAUAAUCAUGGUUUUGGUGCCGAUUCGUGAGAAAGGAACCAAGAAUGCAUUCGAAACGGGUCGUACUUUUGGGACACUUUUUACAUCAGCUGAAUUUCGUAACAAUUUACUUCAGGCCAAAAAAGCUUCCGAUUUCCUGACGAUCGUCCGUCGUCGGGCAAAUGACCUGCUCAAUGGUGGUAAUACCUUAGAUCGGAUCUACUCGGUUGACCCUUAUGCCGGUGAUAAGAUUAAGUUGACCUUUUGCAAGGGAAUAAGUGAAAAUUUUAUUCGAAGGGCGAAAUUUUAUCUCUCCGAUUUCGUGGACGGAGUUAAAGGUCCAAACACUUUCAGGAAAACGCUGGCGACCAUUUUUUUCCUCUAUUUUGCUUGCAUCUUACCUUGUGUUGCUUUCGGUGUGCUAGUUGAUAAAACAACCAAUGGAUUAAUUGAUGCUAGAAGGGCGAUUAUUGGUCAGGCGAUUGGUGGACUAAUUUUUGCUCUUUUUGCUGGACAACCUUUGGUCAUUAUUGCGACAACGGCACCACUUUGUUUGUUCACUAAAGCGGUUUAUGAAAUUUCUCAAGAUUUUAAUGUUGAUUUUUACACGAUGUUCGCGACUGUCGGGCUUUGGAAUUCCUUUUUUGUUAUAAUCUAUGCGCUUUUCGAUGUGUCGAUGGUCAUGAAAUGGUGCACUCGAAAUACGGAGGAGAUUUUCGCGAUUUUUAUCUUUUUUGCGUUUUCUGUUGAUGCGCUAAAAGAUGUCGUUGGAAAUUUUCGCGAGUUCUACCCAGGAUUCGGUUGUAACGAGCCGAUAGUCGGUUACAUGAUAAAUUCUAGUGGUCAGUUGAUUAUGAAUGUUGGUCAAUCGAUGGAAACAACUAAUGCCACUUUGGUUAAUGUAACGAACCUCGAAUCUUUUAUUUACUGUCGACCUCAAAGUUGCCUUCUUUUUGUCCUGCUUAUGCUUGGGACACUUUGGUUGGCACUUAAACUUUUCGAGUUCAAUAAAACACCUUAUUUGGGAUCUACUAAUCGUGAAAUACUUUCGGACUAUGCUCUGCCCAUUUCAGUGGUCAUUUUUUCCGCUAUUGGAAGUUUCUUAUUUAGUGCAAUCGAAACGGAACAAUUUAAAUUCAGUGAGUCGUUCACUUUUAAAAUGGCCUCAUUUGACUCGCUCACUCCAGGAUCGAUUGUGGUUGCUGGUGGACUUGGAUUUGCGCUUUCGUUGCUUUUCUUUAUGGACCAAAAUAUUUCCGCCGCAUUGGUUAACACUCCUUAUAACAAUCUGAAAAAAGGUUCAGGUUAUCAUCUUGAUUUGUUAAUUGUCGGCCUGCUCAAUGCAUUUACCGCUCUAACUGGACUUCCAUGGAUGCAUGGGAUUCUACCCCAUUCUCCACUUCAUGCCAGGUCACUGGCCGAUAUUGAGGAACGGGUUGAAAAUGGUUGCGUUAAACAGGUUGUCGUCUAUGUACGAGAAACGCGAAUAACGGGAAUCAUUGCUCACAUACUGAUCGGCCUUUCACUUUAUCUUAUUCCUUAUCCAUUGACCUACAUUCCGGUUCCCGUUCUCGAUGGUCUUUUCCUUUACUGUGCAUUCGCUUCUCUUCGAGGAAACUCAUUCUACGAGCGUUUCCUCCUCCUUAUCACGGAACAAAACUCGUACCCACCAAAUCACUACAUUCGACGAUCACCCCAAAAGUACAUUCAUUACUUUACGUUCAUUCAAAUCGCUCAACUCGCGAUCUUAUGUUUCUUUGGUUUCUUUGGAUCACCGUACGUACAAAUGGCCUUUCCAAUAGUGAUCGCUCUUCUUAUUCCAAUCAGACAUUUAAUUGUUCCCAAAAUCAUUCCGGCUAAAUACUUGCGAGCCAUUGAUGGUUACCAUUGAUCUUUUUCCUUGUCAUGAUGAAACCAACGAUUCGGAGUUACUAUCAAUUGUAUCAAUCUAAUGGAAAUUAAAUUGUUAUUAACAAAA